Molecule: messenger RNA, 1914 nt
Organism: Trachemys scripta elegans
Lineage: Eukaryota; Metazoa; Chordata; Testudines; Emydidae
Gene: FBXL16
Product: F-box and leucine rich repeat protein 16
Exons: 5
Coding region: 471-1571 (366 amino acids)
Molecular function (GO): protein binding
Source: RefSeq, a predicted model, not a curated record
GUGUCUCUUUAACUGGGUUUGGUCUACGACACUCUGUGUGUGUGUGUGUGUGUGUGUGUGUGCACGCAUGCCAGCGAGUGCGUGUGAGACAGCUUGCAUCUUUCAGAUCGUGCUCUCUGGAUACCAGCUCCGGGUUUGUUGGGGAGGAGGGGAAGUGUAUUUCAGUCCCCUGAGAUUGCUGUCUUGCUUGCUUGCUUUUUUUUUUUUGGUGGGACAAAUUCUCUCCCACCCUUAUUUUGCAAAACAUCAGAGUGGCGGAUUCUUCUCUGAAAGACUUGAUCUAACGACGCUGUGUGGGAGGAUCUAGCUCCCCGGUCCUGUGUCUGACCCCGGCUGGGGGCUGGUGUAGAUCAGAGUGGGUGAUUUGUUCUGUUUCUUCUCCUGAUGCUGUUCUGCACAUGAAAGGAGGAGCAGCUCCCGAGGAGGCAUGGCAUGAGCUGGAAGCAGCCGCUGGAGAGUAACCGUAGAAGAUGUCGAACCAGAGUACUGGUGACACCAAGCCCCCAUGUUUACCCCGGAAUGGACUAGUGAAGAUCCCCAACCAGCCCAAUGGACUUGGCUCUGCUAGCAUCACCAAAGGGACACCAGCAGUGAAAAACCGGCUGUGCCAGCCUUCUUCCAUGCCUGCUAUCAUCAGCCCAGCCUUAUCCAAUCACAGUGACCUUCCCAUACCCAGUCUGGCAUCACCACUGUCCUUGGCAACUCUGGCAGGGGUGCCGUCCCCUUCUGGCACCUCCAUGGUGGGACUGAACUUGAGUGAGGCCUCCUCGACAAAUGAGCACCCCUCCCCAGAGAGGCACCCUGGCUCCCCCACGGAAAGGCAGCUUGCUGUGGAUGAGAAGAUCCUCAACCGUUUGUUCUGGUACUUUUCAGCCUGUGAGAAAUGUGUCCUGGCCCAGGUGUGUAAGGUGUGGAGGCGGGUCCUGUACCAGUCCAAGUUCUGGGUAGGCCUGACACCAGUGCUGCACACCAAAGAGCUCUACAAUACCCUGCCCAGUGGUGAGAAGGAGUUUGUUAACCUCCAGGGCUUUGCUGUCCGGGGCUUUGACAGCUUUUGUCUGGUGGGGGUCUCAGACCUGGACAUUUGUGAAUUCAUUGACAACUACCCCCUGUCCAAGAAAGGGGUGAAGUCCAUGAGCCUUAAGAGAUCGACCAUCACGGAUGCAGGGCUCGAGGUAGGUCUCCUGCCCCCACUCUGGCUACCGGGAACCACCGAGAUGCGGCUGAGUGAUGGAAGACUCUUGUUCACUGCAGUCCAGCUCCCGGGAGCAAGGUGUGUGCGGAUUACAGACACUGGACUCAGUUACUUAUCCACCAUGUCAUCCCUUAGGAGCCUGUACCUCCGCUGGUGCUGCCAGGUGCAAGACUUUGGCCUGAAGCAUCUCCUGGGCAUGAGAAGUUUGCGCCUGUUGUCUCUUGCUGGCUGCCCGCUGCUGACCACCACUGGGCUCUCAGGCCUUGUCCAACUUCAAGACCUGGAGGAGCUGGAGCUGACCAACUGUCCUGGUGCCACCCCUGAGCUGUUCAAGUAUUUCUCCCAGCACCUGCCGCACUGCAUGGUGAUCGAAUAAGCAGCCCCAACCUUUGGAGCUGUCUCCUUCAAUCCCAACCCAACACUGAUCAACCAACCAGAGUUAUCAUUUUGUUUUAAUUUUAUGUUUUGGGAGAGAUGCUAACGACGCUGUUGAUUUAAAUCACCCACCAUGUGUACAGCAAUCAAGAGUUAGUUAAUCACAUCAACGCAUUGGAUGAGGACACCUAGAGAGAGGGAUAUAUGCUGUCUCCAUAGAGAUGGGCAUCCAUCUGUUCCAUAAGACGCAAUCUCCUGCAAGAAUCUCUCUGCAAAGUUUGUAAAUUUUCCAUGCCUCCAUCAUCACUCAUCUUCUUUGUAAUGGUCUGUCCUGAAAAAAAAAA